Pipistrellus nathusii (Nathusius's pipistrelle) is the source of this 1662-nucleotide messenger RNA. The record is from the annotation of a GenBank genome assembly. Lineage: Eukaryota; Metazoa; Chordata; Mammalia; Chiroptera; Vespertilionidae.
AUGACGGAGGCGGCGCUGGUGGAGGGCCAGGUCAAGCUGCGGGACGGCAAGAAGUGGAAGACUAGGUGGCUGGUGCUGCGCAAGCCGUCGCCCGUGGCAGACUGCCUGCUGAUGCUGGCCUACAGGGACCGGGCGGAGCGCACCCAGGGCCUGCGGGAGCGCAGCAGCCUGACGCUGGAGGACAUCUGCGGCCUGGAGCCCGGCCUGGCCUACGAGGGCCUGGCCCACACGCUGGCCAUCCUGUGCCUGUCGCAGGCCACCAUGCUGGGCUUCGACAGCCGCGAGGCCAUGUGCGCCUGGGACGCCCGCAUCCGCCACGCCCUGGGCGAGGUGCACAGGUUCCCCGUGACGGUGGCGCCGGGCACCAAGCUGGAGAGCGGCCCUGCCACCCUGCACCUCUGCAAUGACCUGCUGGUGGUGGCCAGGGACGUGCCCCCGGCCGUGGCGGGCCAGUGGAAGCUGUCGGACCUCCGGCGCUACGGGGCCGUGCCCAACGGCUUCAUCCUGGAAGGCGGGACCCGCUGUGGCUACUGGGCCGGCGUCUUCUUCCUGUCCUCCACCGAGGGGGAGCGGAUCAGCUUCCUGUUCGACUGCAUCGUGCGGGGCAUCUCCCCGAGCAAGGGCCCGGCUGGGCUGCGGCCGCUCCUCCCAGACGCGGGCGCCGGGGGAGCCGCCGCCGCGGAGGAGCGCGUGGCCCAGGAGGCCCUGGAGGCCCUGCAGCUGGAGAAGCGGCUCAGCCUCCUGUCCCGCUGCGGCCGCCCGGGCAGCGGAGGGGACGACCGCAGCCUGUCCAGCUCGUCCUCGGAGGCCAGCCACUCGGACGUCAGCGCCGGCAGCCGGCUGGCCGCGUGGCCGGAGCAGUCCUCGUCCUCCUCCGCCAGCGCCUCGCAGGAGGGGCCGGGGCUGGCGGCCCCCGCGCUCGGGGAGGCCGCGCCGGGCGCGCCCCGGCCGCCGCCCAGGCCCCCGCGGCCGCGGCCGCUGCAGGAGCUGGGCCGCCAGGGCUCCUCGGACAGCGGCAUCGCCACGGGCAGCCACUCCUCCUACUCGGGCAGCUGCUCGUCGUGCGCGGGCAGCAGCCUGGACGUGUGGCGCGCGGGCGAGGAGCUGGGCUCGCAGCUCAGCCUGCCGCCCGGGGCCGAGCCGCGCCUGUGCGCCUGCGCGCCCGCCGCCGAGUACCAGGUGCCGGGCGCCCCGCGGCCGCACUACGACACGCCCCGCAGCCUGCGCCCCGCGCCCCGCGCCCCGGGCGGCCCCCCGCCCAGCCCGGCCCCCCGAGAGCCCUGGGAGGCGGGCGGCCCGCGCGCGGGGCCCCCGCCGGCUGUCUUCGCCCCGUGCGCCGCCUGCGGAGGACUCAAGGGAGCCGCCGCCUCACCCCCUGCGCCCCUGACACGCCCAGCCCGGGACUCACAGCCCGUCCCUGCAGGAGGCACGGCGCCCACCUACGUGAACGUCCCCGCCAGCCCCCCCUCCAAGCAGCUGCACUACCUGGGCCUGGAGCUCCCCGAGGCGGGUGCAGAUGUGCGAGGGGCCGGCUCCUCGGGCUACGCGCAGAUCGACCCGGCGGCCACGGCGGCGGCCCGGCAGGCGGGGGCCCAGCACGCACAGGCCCGCGAGCAGCGGCUGGCCCAGCUGGCGCCCAGGAGGAAGGGGGCCCCGAGCUGA